Physeter macrocephalus (sperm whale) is the source of this 595-nucleotide messenger RNA. It is a transcript of the gene IL2, whose product is annotated as interleukin 2. The record is from RefSeq and is a predicted model, not a curated record. Lineage: Eukaryota; Metazoa; Chordata; Mammalia; Artiodactyla; Physeteridae. Bases 22 to 486 code for a protein of 154 amino acids. Gene Ontology annotation, molecular function: growth factor activity; interleukin-2 receptor binding. Gene Ontology annotation, biological process: immune response. Gene Ontology annotation, cellular component: extracellular region. The transcript is spliced from 4 exons.
GUAACCUCAACUCCUGCCACAAUGUACAAGAUGCAACUCUUGUCUUGCAUCGCACUAACUCUUGCACUUGUGGCAAACGGUGCACCUACUUCAAGCUCUACGGAGAACACAAAGGAACAAGUGAAGUCAUUGCUGCUGGAUUUACGGUUGCUUUCGAAUGAAGUUAAUAAUUACGAGAACCUCAAGCUCUUCAGGAUGCUCACAUUUAAAUUUUACAUGCCCAAGAAGGCUACAGAAUUGAAACAUCUUCAGUGUCUAGCAGAAGAACUCAAACCUCUGGAGGAUGUGCUAAAUGUUGCUCAAAGCAAAACCCAGAACUGGACAGGUAUCAAGGAUUUAAUGGACAAUAUCAACAGAAUAGUUUUGACACUAAAGGGAUCUGAAACAAGAUUCACAUGUGAAUAUGAUGAUGAGACAGUAACCGCUGUAGAAUUUCUGGAAAAAUGGAUUACCUUUUGUCAAAGCAUCUACUCAACAAUGACUUGAUAAUUAAGUGCCUCCCAUUUAAAAUGUAUCAGGCUUUCUAUUUAUUUAAAUAUUUAAAAUUUAUAUUUAUUUUUUGAUGUAUGCUUUUCUACCUUUUGUAACUAUUAGU